Pelobates cultripes (western spadefoot toad) is the source of this 729-nucleotide messenger RNA. NCBI's taxonomy places the organism in Eukaryota, Metazoa, Chordata, Amphibia, Anura, Pelobatidae. The record is from the annotation of a GenBank genome assembly.
UCCUUCCAAUAAUGAACACUGGGCAUGGAGUCCUUCCAGGAAUGAACACUGGGCAUCGAGUCCUUCCAGUAAUGAACAGUGGGCACGGAGUCCUUCCAGUAAUGAACACUGGGCACUGAGUCCUUCCAGUAAUGAACACUGGGCAUGGAGUCCUUCCAGGAAUGAACAGUGGGCACGGAGUCCUUCCAGUAAUGAACACUGGGCAUGGAGUCCUUCCAGGAAUGAACAGUGGGCACGGAGUCCUUCCAGUAAUGAACAGUGGGCACGGAGUCCUUCCAGUAAUGAACACUGGGCACUCAGUCCUUCCAGUAAUGAACAGUGGGCACGGAGUCCUUCCAGUAAUGAACACUGGACACUGAGUCCUUCCAGUAAUGAACACUGGGCACUGAGUCCUUCCAGUAAUGAACACUGGGCACUGAGUCCUUCCAGUAAUGAACACUGGGCACUCAGUCCUUCCAGUAAUGAACACUGGGCACCGAGUCCUUCCAGGAAUGAACAGUGGGCACUGAGUCCUUCCAGUAAUGAACACUGGGCACUCAGUCCUUCCAGUAAUGAACACUGGGCACCGAGUCCUUCCAGUAAUGAACACUGGGCACCGAGUCCUUCCAGUAAUGAACACUGGGCACUGAGUCCUUCCAGUAAUGAUGACUACUCAAAUUUUGAUGUUGCUCUAGUAAAGGAGUUAUCUAAUGCCUAUAUAUCAUCCGACUACAUCGAGACAUGGGCCCU